Molecule: messenger RNA, 1089 nt
Organism: Triplophysa rosa
Lineage: Eukaryota; Metazoa; Chordata; Actinopteri; Cypriniformes; Nemacheilidae
Product: myosin-7B
Exons: 5
Coding region: 197-919 (240 amino acids)
Source: RefSeq, a predicted model, not a curated record
AUCCUCUUGCUUACCUGCACGAAAUGAAGGACUUUAUUUGUGACGAUUAAAAGCAAACCAUUUUCAUGAUCACAUGUACACAGAUGAAAGUGAGUCGUGAGCUAUGAAUAUUUCAUGAGUGUAAGAGAGCCACACACACACACACAGAGCGAGAGAGAGAACAGUUUUCUUCAGUUUAAAGACUUCACCCAGAAACAUGGACGCACCUGUGGUUUUUGGAGGGAGAGAUGAAGAGGUGGGCGAGUCGGCAGACAUACACAGCCUCCUGACACAGGAAGUAGAUCUGCACGUUACCGAGGGGAGAGUCGGUGUCCAGAAGAAUCAGGAGCGGGUGACUCACAUCAGACAGCUGAGAGAACAUCUUCAUAAGGAAUCUAACCAAUCAGGAUGCAGCACUAGCGCUGUGGAGCAUGAGAAACUCCUGGAGUGCAGAAUGAGACAGAGAGAGACUCAUGAGAGAGUGAUAGAGGAUGAACUGAUGAAGAUGGAGCGAGAGCUGGAGGAGCUGCAGGUGGAAGGUGUGGAGGGUGAGUUGUUUUAUCUGCGCAGAGAGAGAUGCAUUCUGGUUCUUCAGCUGGAAGCGUUGCGCAGAGAGAACCAGCAGGCACACCAAGACCUGGAGACUCAGUACAUACAACACCAACUCCAACUGAACACGGUCCGAGAAGAGAGCUUACGGGUGACAAACAACACAUCCCACAAUGCACUGCACUCCUUCAAGGUUUUAAUUGACAGAAAAAGACUAAACGGCCAUUUUGAAUUCCAGAACUGGACCUUUAAUAUUGCAGAUGUAUUUCAGCGUUGUGGAUGUUCUCUAGUGGUAUACGGACCAUUUUGUCAAGUGUCAUCAACGUAUUCAAGGAUCAAGAAACAUUCACUACUGUGCACAGUAGAUGCGAGUACACUGCUCUGCCUCUGAGGUUUUUCUAAGUAUGGCGUUUAAUUGAGUUUCUUCACUGUGUGUUUGUUUUCAGGUGUUCAGGACAUUUCGUGAGGUCCUAGAGGAACAGAAGAGGACGUCUGAGGGAAGGUACAGGACUCUGCUCAUAGAUGCUAUUCAGGAUGCAGUUCACCUGUCCAAUAAAAACC